Anoplopoma fimbria (sablefish) is the source of this 1638-nucleotide messenger RNA. RefSeq names its product clarin 1 (gene clrn1). Gene Ontology annotation, biological process: equilibrioception; sensory perception of sound. Lineage: Eukaryota; Metazoa; Chordata; Actinopteri; Perciformes; Anoplopomatidae. The record is from RefSeq and is a predicted model, not a curated record.
AUGCCGAGCAGACAGCAGCAGUGUGUGUUCUCUGUGUGCGGGCUGCUGGCUCUCCUGUGCGCCCUCUCUGCGGCGGUGAGCACCGGGCUGCCGCUGUGGAUCAGCGGGUCUGUGCUGUGCCGGACCGGGGCCGAGCUGGUGAACGCAACGGGACCAGAACUUGACAAGUUCCUGGGAGAGCUGAACUACGGCCUGUUCCACGGGCAGAGGGUGAAGCAGUGCGCUGGGGGCCGGCCGUCCCGGUUCUCCUUCUUCCCAGACCUGCUGACCGCCAUCCCAGUUGUCCUCCACGUGUCCGUCAUCUUCUUCUGUGGUGUCGUCAUCCUCUUCUCCUCCGUGGUCACCGGCUUCUUCUUCUUCAACGCCUUCGGUCGACCCUACGAGACGCUGCAAGGCCCCAUGGGACUUUACCUGUGGACCUUCAUCUGCUGGCUGUGCAGCUGUCUGGUGAUGAUUCUGUUUGCGUCGGAGGUGAACCUUCAUCAUCUGUCCAAUCGGAUCGCCAACUUCAACGAGGAGAACUUCGUUUUUCAGACGUACACCGAACGCUACGACCGCUCCUUCUGGCUCUUCUUCCUCGUCUUCCUCCUCCACGGACUCAACUUCCUGUUGAUCCGACUGGCGGGAAUCCAGUUCCCCUUCCAGGAGAGCAAAGAGUCGGACCUUAGCGGGGGGGCGGCUGACCUCAUGUACUGAGACGGAAGCCUGUAAAGGACCAAAGACUUAUGAUUAAAGGGUGACUGUACAUAAUCCAUUAAUCUCCAUCAAUCAAUUAAUGUCUUUAGUUUAGUCCCAAAAGAAAACAGAUCCGUCGAUCAAUAAGUCAGUCAAUCAUUUACUGGUGAUCGAUCGAUCACUUUGAACUGAUGGACGAUGACUUUGACUCUUGAUGAAGGUAGAAGCCAUUUCAUUGAGAAUGAGAGUCACGUGGUUCAGGACGGACGCUAAUGUUAGCUAACUACAUUAAUAAUCACACUAAUGUUAGCUAACUACAUUAAUAAUCACACUAAUGUUAGCUAACUACAUUAAUAAUCACACUAAUGUUAGCUAACUACAUUAAUAAUCACACUAACGUGAGCUAACUACAUUAAUAAUCACACUAAUGUUAGCUAACUACAUUAAUAAUCACACUAAUGUUAGCUAACUACAUUAAUAAUCACACUAAUGUUAGCUAACUACAUUAAUAAUCACACUAAUGUUAGCUAACUACAUUUAUAAUCACACUAACGUGAGCUAACUACAUUUAUAAUCACACUAAUGUUAGCUAACUACAUUUAUAAUCACACUAAUGUUAGCUAACUACAUUUAUAAUCACACUAACGUGAGCUAACUAAAUUGGCUACAUAAGAGAUUGAGCAUUUCAUCAGGACACAAGGACAUGAGGACACAAGGACACGAGGACAUGAGAACAUGAGAACAUGGGGACACAAGGACAUGAGGACACGAGGACUUGAACGGGUUCAGGUCUUGAACUAUCGGCUGCUCUCUGAAGUCAAUAAGAAAGUUGUGACUGUUUCAAUGAGAAAACAAUGUUGUGUACUUUGUAUUUAAUAGGUUUUGUAUAUUGUAGUGUUUAAGUACUCUGUGUAAUUCUUUAUGUCAUCUUAUGUUUUCAGAAACUAGCUGAUGAUAAAACAU